Messenger RNA from Onthophagus taurus, 3572 nucleotides. It is a transcript of the gene hppy, whose product is annotated as MAP4K3-like protein hppy. The record is from RefSeq and is a predicted model, not a curated record. Gene Ontology annotation, biological process: protein phosphorylation; intracellular signal transduction. Gene Ontology annotation, molecular function: ATP binding; MAP kinase kinase kinase kinase activity. Gene Ontology annotation, cellular component: cytoplasm. NCBI's taxonomy places the organism in Eukaryota, Metazoa, Arthropoda, Insecta, Coleoptera, Scarabaeidae.
AAACUAAUAUGGCCGACCGAUAGGGACUGUCAAAUUCACGUAAACAUUUUUGUGCGGAUGAUCAAAUCGAAUUGAUAAAAUGUAAGGCGUGAAAACAAAGUUUUCAUAACCAUGGCCCAGGGGGUUUUGAGUUCGGACAUUUCGAGGAGAAAUCCUCAAGAUGAAUUCGAACUGAUUCAAAGAAUUGGGAGUGGAACUUAUGGUGAUGUUUAUAAGGCUAAAAGACUGUCCACAAAUGACCUAGCUGCUAUUAAAGUGAUUAAGUUAGAACCAGGGGAUGAUUUUGGAAUUAUCCAACAAGAAAUUUUAAUGAUGAGAGACUGUCAGCAUCAAAAUAUUGUGGCUUAUUAUGGGAGCUAUUUACGAAGGGAUAAGUUAUGGAUUUGUAUGGAAUAUUGUGGUGGAGGAAGUUUACAAGAUAUUUAUCACAUUACUGGGCCUUUAAAUGAACAGCAAAUAGCUUAUAUGUGUCGUGAAACUUUAGUAGGAUUGUCGUAUUUGCACUCUUUAGGGAAAAUGCACCGUGAUAUUAAGGGUGCAAACAUUUUAUUGACUGAAACUGGGGACGUAAAAUUAGCUGACUUUGGAGUAUCCGCACAAAUAACUGCUACAAUAAAUAAGAGGAAAUCAUUUAUUGGUACACCGUAUUGGAUGGCGCCAGAGGUUGCUGCUGUUGAAAGAAAAGGUGGUUACAAUCAACUUUGUGACAUUUGGGCUAUUGGGAUAACAGCUAUAGAAUUGGCUGAGCUUCAACCGCCAAUGUUUGAUUUACACCCAAUGAGGGCAUUAUUUUUAAUGUCUAAAAGUGGUUUUAAACCACCAACGUUAAAAGACAAGGAUAAAUGGAGCCCAACGUUUCAUAAUUUCGUUAAAGUUGCUUUGACAAAAAAUCCUAAAAAAAGGCCUACAGCAGAGAAGUUAUUACAGCACGCGUUUUUUAAUGGAGAUAUGAAUAAAAGACUUGCAACGGAAUUGUUACAAAAAGUGAACAACCCAUCACAUAUGUUUGCUGAUCAAGAAGUUGAUGAAGACGGUUCAAUUCCAAACGUUCCACAAAGAAUUGCAUCACGAUUAACGGCUCGUCCUCGAACUUCAGUUGUAAGUCAAGCAUUAUCUGAAAUUCAAAACCUAGAUGACGUAAAUAAUACAUUGCAUAGACCAGGACCUUCGAACAAUGGCACAGAUGGAAACGUUAAUAAAGCUUGGGAUAUAAUGGACAUAAUGAACAACGUAAAAACAGUCCAUCCUUGUGCAGAACAUCAAAAUCAAAAAUAUGGGAUUGGUAACGCUUUCGAUUCGCUCAAUAGAGAAAAUGUUGAGCGACGGACAAUGACGGGCUCGCAAAUUUUGAAAAUGUCUCUAAGGAGUCUCUUGCAGUACAUUGACGAAGAGUUAAUGAUGAGGGGCACCUACAAAUUUCAACCGGCGGAAUAUUCGCAACAAGCAACACUUCCGGUUCAAGAUACAACUGAAGUGCAGCCAUAUCCAACAAAGUGUGAUUCGCACAAACUAGCUUCUAGUCCGCCGACUUCCGACGUCGGAGUCGCUGUUCACGGAUCGCCAAGACGGCAUUCUUCCGUUGAUGAGAUAUUUAAUUUAGUUAAUAAUAUGAGUGUGAGCAAUGGACAACGACAGCGAUCGCUUAGUGAUAGCAGUCGAACUGAUAACGCUGUUAAUGGUACUGAACGCGAACAAAAUAACCAUGAUAAUGGUGCCCCUGAUUUGGUGGCGUGUCCUCCAGUUCCACCACGAAAGCAUCGAAGGAGGCAUACACCUCCUCGACCACCUAGUAAUGGUUUACCACCCACUCCUAAGGUUCAUAUGGGUGCUUGCUUUUCAAAGGUUUUUAAUGGUUGUCCACUUCGAAUACAUUGUACCACUUCAUGGAUACACCCAGAAACAAACGAUCAACACAUAUUAAUAGGUGCAGAAGAAGGUAUCUACAAUUUAAAUUUGAAUGAAUUGCACGAAACGUGCAUUGACCAAUUGUAUAAUAGGAGAACUGUAUGGAUGUAUGUAAUAAAAGACGUAUUAAUGACGUUAUCAGGCAAAACACCCCAAUUGUAUAGACACGAUCUUUUGGCGUUAGUUAAUAAACAAUCGCACAGAUUCAGUUUGCACAUGAAUCGAAUUCCAGAAAGAUUGGUGCCGCGAAAAUUUGCUUUAACCACUAAGGUACCGGAUACAAGGGGUACACAAAAAUGUUGCGUCGCUAGAAAUCCGUAUAACGGUUAUAAAUAUUUGUGUGGGGCUACGAAUUGCGGAAUUUUUUUGAUGCAAUGGUACGAUCCGCUUAAUAAAUUUAUGUUGUUGAAGCACGUUGAAUGCAGUUUACCAAACCCAUUAAACGUUUUUGAAAUGAUCAUCACACCAGAAUUAGAAUAUCCAAUUGUUUGUGUUGCGGUUAAAAAGGCUUAUGAGAUUAAUAGGUUUAAAUUAGAUUUAAUAAAUAUGAAUUCAGGUUCUAAUUGGUUUCAUUCCGACGAACUGCAAGAUAUGGAUGGAACGGCAACCGUUGUGCCAAAACGCGAGAAUUUGAGGAUUGUUAGCGUACAACAAAUUGAAAAGGAUUCUAUUUUAGUUUGUUAUGAUAAUCUGGUGAAGAUUUUAACACGAACUGGUAGGCUUAGGGAUAGUAGAAAACAGCUUUCCGAAUUGGAAUUUGAUUUUAAUAUCGAAAGCAUAUUGUGUUUACCUGAUAGUGUAUUAGCGUUUCACAAACACGGCGUGCAAGGGAGAUCUUUAAGAAAUGGCGAAAUUACGCAAGAGAUUACAGACGUAUCAAGAACUUAUAAAUUAUUAGGAUUCGAAAAAGUGGUUAUGUUAGAAAGUAAUUUAUUACGCAAUGGAACGUUAAUUAACGAGGAAGGUCAUGAUUUAUACAUUUUGGCGGGACAUGAAGCCAGUUAUUAAAAAAUAAAAAGCGGAAACGUACCUGGUCUUUGUGAAUCUCGUCGCUUAUUUCAUUCGAAACAUGAAUUAAUAAAAGCUAUACAGAGCUCAUCAUUAGGAUAUUAUUUGUUUUCGUAACUUAUUGCUUAGAGUUAAGAGUAUCCAGUAUACAGAAAUCUUAUGUAAGACAAGUUGGAAAAUAUACCUCAAAAUAGAGUUUAGACGAAUGACGCAAAGUCAAAUAAAAGUUUAAAAAUUAAAAUCGAGAGGAAAAAAUUUAAACAAGUUAUAUGAAAAAUGUUUAUUAAAAUGCAAAUCAUACAAAUGAGUAAUUUUUGUAAUAGAUGUUUUACCAAGUAAUGUAAAUAGUAUGUAUUUUUCUGGCACGUUUUCUCCUGAUAGUCUUUUAAUGUAAAAAAAAAAUGGAAAUUACGAGAAGGAAAGUUUUAGUCACCGUUUGUUCCCGUAUUUCAACAAUCUACGAAUUUGUAUAUUCAAAUAAUAGAUAGCGUUAAAAUCUGUUUUUUAAGAGAUUUCUGUAUUUAACGAGAGAUUUUUGAUAUAGUUAACAGCGUCAUUGGCUGUGUAUUAAUUUACAUAUGUAAUAAAUAGCUUAUUUAAGAUGUACAUAUUGUAUAUUUGUUCAAUAAAUACCAAAAAAAAACUUAUUUAAAUACAUA